AUGAGACCUAAAUAUCCGUUUGGUAAAUGGUUUUCAGCGUUUGGAAGAACAGGGAUAUUUAGAUUUUCAAAGAACAAAAAAGUGCCGUUUACAUUCGCAUCAAUAUCAGGAAUAGGUCGUGGGACCUUUAGCAAGGUUGUACUUGCAAUAUUAAUUCCAUAUUCAACGUAUGCGUUAUAUAUUUCAUUUAUGGCUAAUAGAAGGAUUAAUGAAAGGGCAGCUAAGAUAAAACAUGAAGAUUCCCUAGAAUUUAAUGACACGUUAAUAAAAUACUCCCAGUUACAAAUAUUAGGUCGGUUUGAAAAUCCAUUUACUGAAUAUCGGAUUCAGACGGUCUACGAAUUCUUUGCAAACAGGAUAAUAGAACUAUUCCAAAGGAAACAAGCUGUACCGAAUCUUGAGGGGGAGAUGGGCUCCUUGAUGCCAGUCCAUAAACCGGAUUGGACGGGUGACCCAAAGAGCUUACAGCAAUCUCAUUCAUUUGGCUACGAAGUACUUAGCGCUCACGACGCUACAGCUAAGAACUCAGAACCUAAUAUGCAUACUAUAUACUCAACGUGGCUUGGGCAGUCUUGCAAUUAUGUUGUAUAUCGUGGGAUUAAGAUCUUGACAGACCCAAUCUUCUCGGAUUAUUUGCUACAUGAGACCCUCGGUCCAAAACGGAUUACUGCUAAGCCUGCAGAAAUUGAGAAAACCCCAAUACCUGACAUUAUAAUUGUGUCACAUAACCAUCCUGAUCACUUAGACCACGUUAGCAUGAGGCAUUGGGGUUCCGAUUGCGCCAGGCAACCGCUCUGGAUUAUACCCAAGGGUUUAGGACAUUUUUUGGAAAGAAACAAAGUUACAAGGUACGUAGAAUUAUCAUGGUGGGAGACCUGCCAACUAAACUUUACACAUGCUUUAAGUGAAUUUCCCGAGAAGCUUGAGAUUGUCUGUACUCCAGCUAUGCAUUGGUCAGGCAGGGGUAUACUAGACGUUAAUAGAUCUUUAUGGGCAUCUUUUCUUCUGCGGGAUGAUGGAAAGCCGGUUUUAUUUCAUGCCGGAGACACUGGUUACGUUAAGGAUUUAUACAUUAGGAUUAAAGAGAAGUUCGGCUCGGGAGUGAAGUUAGCGUUGCUACCAUGUGGUCAGUAUUGUCCAGAAUGGCACCAACGCCCUAGACACAUAAACCCUGAGGAGGUAAUUAAAGUUAUGAAAGAUUUAGAAGCUCAAAAUGUAUUGGGAAUCCACUGGGGUACAUUUACUCUCAGUAGUGAGUAUUUCAGAGAACCUAAGGAGAGGCUAGAAAUGCUCGCUGAAUUAACUGGCAUUCGCAACACCUGUUACUGUCCAGAACUAGGAAAAACAAUUGCGAUACGCUGA
Eremothecium sinecaudum is the source of this 1362-nucleotide messenger RNA. It is a transcript of the gene FMP30, whose product is annotated as N-acetylphosphatidylethanolamine-hydrolyzing phospholipase D. The coding region runs from base 1 to 1362 and encodes 453 amino acids. The transcript has a single exon. Gene Ontology annotation, biological process: N-acylethanolamine metabolic process; N-acylphosphatidylethanolamine metabolic process. Gene Ontology annotation, cellular component: cytoplasm; membrane-bounded organelle. NCBI's taxonomy places the organism in Eukaryota, Fungi, Ascomycota, Saccharomycetes, Saccharomycetales, Saccharomycetaceae. Gene Ontology annotation, molecular function: zinc ion binding; N-acylphosphatidylethanolamine-specific phospholipase D activity. The record is from RefSeq and is a predicted model, not a curated record.